Messenger RNA from Pestalotiopsis fici W106-1, 1551 nucleotides. RefSeq lists its product as uncharacterized. The record is from RefSeq and is a predicted model, not a curated record. The transcript has 5 exons. Bases 1 to 1551 code for a protein of 516 amino acids. Lineage: Eukaryota; Fungi; Ascomycota; Sordariomycetes; Amphisphaeriales; Sporocadaceae.
AUGAACGAAGAGCAUUUGGAAAGUGGUACGCUCUACGUGGCAACGUGGUCGAACCUUGCUUCAUUACCAGUUCCACUUGAAGCACUUGAUUACGAGGCCACUGACGAAGCUCCCUUGAUGAGGGAGCGCGAAAACUUUGACGGGCUGCCUGCGCAGCCGUUGCUCCCUCUCGACACCAGCCAGCAACAGGCCCAAUGGACAAAUGUACGGCAGCAGUCAUAUGAUCCAGCAUCAAUCUUUGCAUCUCAUUCCGAGAACCUCUUGAUACAAAGCCAAGUUUCGGCUGUCCAUUCCUCGUUCCUGUCGGCCCUGGGCUCCUCGACCCUUAAGAGACCCAGCUCUUCCAUCUCAACUGCACCUGUGCUGUCUGCGUAUAACCAGGAAGCCGCAUAUAUUCCCCUACUUGGCAAUGGCCUACAAAACUCUGGAGGCGAAUUCCAGAUCUCUCAAUACAAUCCGUAUGGUCACAUACGAUCUACUGGUACUACCAUCCUCGAGGAAUGGAUGUCGCGUAAAAGAACUCAAGUUUGUCAUUCGUUUCAUGCUUCCGGUAUCUAUCGCCGGAAAAUACAGCUCUCUCAAGGGAUACCUGGUCUCGUCCUGAACGUCCCAGUCGUUCCGUACGCGAUGGGACGUCAAGACAAGACUUGGUACGUCUGGAAAGACGCCAAUAAGGAGAUUCAGCAUAUGAACAUGCCCCCAUACUACAUCUGUGACAUGCAAUCAAUCAGCCAUGCUCUUCUUCAACGAUUUAGAAGCGACUCAGCAGGCCAAUACUUGAUAUCACUCUUGGGCGACGAAGGAGAUGUCAUUAGAGAGGCUUUCCGCGAAGCCCAUCGCGUCAGCCAAAACUCUCUAUUUCUCCGACAUGCUCUAGAUAUGUGGUGUGGUACGCGCUUCACGGAGCUGACGUGGACGAUAUGUGGUGAUGACAAGCUCGAAUUCGAGCCCCCAACGGAAACCGACAACCCCUGGUACGGCACCGUUCCAGUGACGCCAAUAAUGGACACACAACUAGAUGAGAUCGCCAUCAAUUCCUUUCUGAAGCCACACGCCACCCAGUUCCUUCGAGAGCUUCGUCGUAAAAUGGAGAACCGCGAUACCACCGAUUGGUAUGAGGUUCUCCUAGCGUUGAUCAUUAUCCUCCAUAAUUUCCAACGCAUCUUCAAAGAUGUAGUAGAGUACACCACUCGUCAUGGCAUGGAAAAAUCCAAAUUCCGUGGUCGCCCUUCUUUAUCGGAGCGAAACGUAUUCACAUGCAAGUCCUUACUCGCAUACUUCCACUUCGCUUACCUCGGCUCGAAGAGGUUCUUCUCGGUCAUCGAAACUGGCAAAGAUGAAGAACCAAUGCCUGAACAGCAGCAAAGGUUUGUGUAUACUUUACGACACUUCAUGAUCAGGGAAGGUCAAUUAAAAGACUGGCAACAAAGAGACAUGUACCAAGACUCGAUGUUCUGGGUCAUUCAACUCCUGAUAGUGGACUGGAAGAGCGACUUCGACCCUAUCAGGCCAAACGACGACUUCACAGAGGAAGACUUUCUCACAUCAUAG